Anopheles merus is the source of this 1989-nucleotide messenger RNA. Its product is annotated as RAB6A-GEF complex partner protein 2. NCBI's taxonomy places the organism in Eukaryota, Metazoa, Arthropoda, Insecta, Diptera, Culicidae. The coding region runs from base 634 to 1923 and encodes 429 amino acids. The record is from RefSeq and is a predicted model, not a curated record. Gene Ontology annotation, cellular component: Golgi membrane; Ric1-Rgp1 guanyl-nucleotide exchange factor complex. Gene Ontology annotation, biological process: retrograde transport, endosome to Golgi. The transcript is spliced from 3 exons.
CACGCGAGAGCGAGAUGCACCGUGCGAGCGUUCGUCGCGGGCAGUGUGUGCGUGAGAUGGCGAGGUCAAUGAACAUGGGUACGGGCCAGAUUGCACAAGGGCCGGUUCGGUCGGCCAUAUUGUGCAGGCGAGCCUUGACAGUCUUUUGCCGUUGGCGGUUGACUUUUCGUUCAUAAAAUAGCAUUUAUGGUUGUUUUUAUGUAGUUUACUGCCUUUUUAGCUGUAUGGCAAUUGUAUUAUUUAUUGAAAGUGUCUCAUUUCUAGCAAAAUUGAGCACUCAAUUAACCCGCUUCACUACGACUGGAUAUGUGUGCACAUAAAGGUUAAGGAAUGAUUGGCGUUCAAAACACCCUUUCUGAAUCCUCGAUAAUUCUCUCAUUUUUGGUCUUUUUUGAGGCUUAUUUUCCUAUUGGAAUUAUACGCAAUUUGAUUGUCAUUAUCGUACAAUAAUUUAAAGAUUAUCGUUCUGCUACAAACGAACCCCUUUGCCAUCUUCCAUCAUCCAAUUUGAAUCCCGAAUUGCCAUCGUCAUCUAAAUCCCUUUGCUGGCAACACUGUUUGACGGGUGUUUGUUGUUGUUUUCCUCAAAUUCUGAACACGAACACCAGAAGCUCUCCAGGGGGAACCAGAAACAUGCUAGAAAUUAAUGCAAAAUUGCUGCGAGAUCAAAGUGCAGUGUUUAUGUGCGGUGAGGUGGUGGAGUGUUUAAUUGAUUUCAUUCACCCAUCCCUACCGGAGCACAAAAUUUCACAGAGCAAUAGUGAUAUUUUGGAAAAUCUUGCAUGGGCGACGGUGCAGCUGCACUGCUACUGCAACGCGUCGUUUAACGAGAAAGCUCCGCAUGAUGCUGCCGCGAACAGAAACGUUGGCGGCAGCACGUCGCUAAACGCCAGCAACCAGCUCAAGGGAGAGGUGCUGCUCUCGACCGAACCGAAGAUACUGUUCUGCGAUCUGCGCCUGUCCCCGGGAGAAGCAAAACAAUUUUUGUAUCGUGAAACCGUGCCACUGAAUACGCCGCCCACGUACCGCGGAAUUCGCGUAAAGUAUUACUACAAAAUCACGGUUGCCACGCAACGGCUAGGUUCAACCGUGCAGGCGCUAAACAUUCCGAUCCGCGUGUUGCCGCUACCGCUGCCCCAGAGCGAUCUCGAUGAGGCGAUCACGCUGAACGAUGAGUCGAACGAAGAUCUGGCACCGAACAACCCGUUCCUGGAGAAGAAGCGGCCACCGUCGCGCAUCGAGUACGCGCUGCACUACUUGCGCGGCGUGACCGCACGCCGCCGGCCAAACUUCUUCAUGAUCAACAACAAAUGGGGCAAGGUGGGCCGGUUCUGUCUGUUCAAGUCGGCGUACAAGCUCGGCGAGGACAUAGUGGCCACGAUCGAUUUUAGCUGCGGUACGAUCAAGUGUGUGCAGCUUUCCGUCACGUUGCAGUGCGAAGAAACCGAGCUGUUACACGGUGCCGUCUCACCGCCGAGUGGUACGCCCAGUGCAAAGGAAGACUCGAAAGCGGCGGACAGUGCCGAUGUUGCCUCGAGCAGCGCCGAGGGUGCGAACGAGCCGGAACGACCGAAGAACAUUUCCCGCGUGACCAACUACAGCAAGCAUCACGAAGUGUGCCUGGGCAUGCUGCAGACGCAAGUGAUCCUGCCCAUCCCGCUGCACGUCACUCCCACAUUCCGGACGGAGCUGAUCGAGGUCAGCUGGCGGUUACACUUUCAGUUCGUGACCAGCACGAACGCGGAGCUGAGCAGCGAGAUGCUGCUCGAUCGUACCGCCGAAAGCGAGGAAGGGCUGGAGUGGGUCGCACCGACGGACAUUGCGAUCGAGACGAUGAUCUGGAGUCUUCCGAUUACGAUCUACCCGACGGCACCGCUGCAAAUACCGCAGCCCUGUGGGGAGUACAAGCUAAACAUUAAGUAACGCAGCUGCAGGACGUUCUGUGCCGGCUGCCGUGCAAUAAACCAAGUCCCUUUCUGUACGCUGGAA